AUGGCGAAGCGGCAGGCCCGCGCGCUGGCGGGCGCCGCGCUCGGCCGGCCCCGGCCCGCAGCCCCGCCGCCCAGACCUCUCCGGGUGGAAGCGGGGUUCCGACUGCCGCGCGGUUUAACGCUCUGCUCCACGGCCGAGGGCGACCGCGGCGGCGCCGCAGCCGACUCACAGGGCAGGCCGGACACCGACGCGCUCACGGCGGCGGAGCGGCGGAUCGCGGAGCUGCACGCGGCCGCGUGCGCGGCUGGCCAGCUAAAUUACGUGGAUCCAGCUACUGGCUACGUGGUGCUCACGCAGCUGGCCCACUUGCAGAGGGGCGAGUGCUGCGGCUCUGCCUGCAGACACUGUCCAUAUGGUCAAGUCAAUGUUAAAGAUCCAUCUAAAAAGAAGCAAUUCAAUUCAUAUUUUUAUGUUUGAGAACAACUUCAUACUCUGUUCAGUUGGACCUGUAUUAAAAAAAUAAUAAUAAACCUCUGAUCCAGACUUACCCUCCGAGCUGUUGGGAUUUGAGCACUAGUUUAAACUGAAAUACUUAUGUUAAAAGAACAUCAAUAAAAUGAAAA
Messenger RNA from Lepus europaeus (European hare), 563 nucleotides. RefSeq names its product chromosome 14 C1orf53 homolog (gene C14H1orf53). Bases 1 to 417 code for a protein of 138 amino acids. The record is from RefSeq and is a predicted model, not a curated record. NCBI's taxonomy places the organism in Eukaryota, Metazoa, Chordata, Mammalia, Lagomorpha, Leporidae. The transcript has 3 exons.